AUGUAGAUUAAUAUCAAAAACAGUAAAAUUAAACUUAUUUAGUUUAUGUAGCUUAGUUUUAUUAUGAAGACCCAAAUAAUAAUUUGUAUUAAACAAUUUAUCUUGAUGUAAUUGAUUGCACGAGUCCUAAUCUUGUUGGCUUCUAUUGUUUAGAUUUCUCUAAAAUUAAUAACUACACUCUUGCUCUGGACAAUUCUAAAAAUAUAUAUUCUUCAAUAUUUAUUAAUGUUUAUGGCUGCAGAGAUUUAGACGGAGUAAAAACAACUAUUCCAAAUAAUUGUGCCUCUUAGUGAUAUAGAUCAGUUUAUUAAUGGGAUAGAUGGCUAUUUCAAUCUAAAAAUGUACGUAGAGUAAUAUAACACAACCUCAAAGCAAAUUUAAUCUAAUUUUAGAAAUAUCUACGUAUAUGUAUAAUCAAGUUAAUGCAUUGUUAGCAAUUUAAAAACUUAAAAGCAACAGACCCAAGUAGCAAAAGGACUUAUUUUUUAAACUUCAGAAACUUACUAAUCUCCUAUUUAAUAUACUUAAUCUAACUAAAAUUUUGAUAGGUAAUAAUCUUUAUAAUAAGGUAUAGGUCCAUAUGCACAAGCUUCAAUUGAAUUAGAUGAAAUUGAAUAAUAAUUUGUAAUUUAAUUUCCUACAAUAACUGAAAUUUUGGCUCUUGUUAAUAGCAUUACUUCUAUUAUUAUAAUUUCAAGAAUUUUAGGAAGAUUUUACUCAUUUAGAAUAAUGAGAUAAGAUUUUUUUAUGUUGAUUUUCAGAAAUAUUUUUUAAGAUCAAAAUGAAUAAAUACUUCGCCAUAAUAACAUAUUAGUAAAACAGUAAGAGACAUAGUUAUUAACUAAUAUCAAGAAAGAAGAAGAUAUUUAAGAAAUUUAAAAGAAAGAUAAAAAAAACAUUGUUCCUAAUUUCAAAACUAAGUUUAAAUAAUAUGUUGACCAAGAAAAAAUGAAUGAAAAUUAAAAUAACUUCUUGAGUUUCUAAAAUUAAAUUCUUAGCGAAAGUGAAGAAUAAAAAGAUGAUAUUUUUAGUAGCUAAGGAGAUAACUUUAAUUCUAAUAAUUAAAUUAAUUAGUUAUAAAAUUUUUCAAAUAAAAUUAAUAUUUUAAGAAGCUAAUCAAUUUUUAAAAAGGGAGAACACAACUCGUAAGAAGCUUAAUUAUAGUAAGGUUAAUUGAAGAAAAAAUUGAAGACAACAAGAAUAGAAAUGAAUCAAAAUAAAGAUUUUAAAAAGAAUUUUACAGGACAAUACUUUCUAACAAAAAUAGAUAGUUAAAGAUUUACAAAUAACGUAAUUUCAGAUAAAUUGAAGACAAUAAAUGAUAAUUAAAUUAAAUAAUCUGUAUAAAAUUUCAUAUUUAAAUUUAAGCUUUUUAAAGCAAAAGAGUACUUAUUUUCUAAAGGUAUCAACGAAGAAUCUUUAAGCAAAAUAAAAAAAGAAGUAGAAAAGAGUUUAAAUAUCUAUGAAUUAUUUAAAGAUGUUAUAUUUUUGAAAAAAGCAAUAAUGAUGCUAUUAAGUGAGGAUCAGUUAGCCGCUAUCUAGCUUGUAAGUCUGACAGAUAAUUAUCUGAACUUGAAUUUAUCUAGCGAAAACAUACGAAAUGAUUACGAAAAAUUAUCAAUGAAAUUAAAUCACUAUGAAAAGCAGUAUUUGGCAUACAAGUCUGAAUAAUUAUAGAUAGAUUUUAUAGAAUAAUUUUUUUCAAAAUGUUAGGAAAUUGAUACUUAGAAUGAAAUAGAUUAAAGAAUAAUAUCUUCUAUUAAUUUAAAUAAUCUAUGA
This is a messenger RNA of Tetrahymena thermophila SB210, 1779 nucleotides long. Its product is annotated as transmembrane protein, putative. The transcript is spliced from 3 exons. Lineage: Eukaryota; Ciliophora; Oligohymenophorea; Hymenostomatida; Tetrahymenidae. The record is from RefSeq and is a predicted model, not a curated record.